AUGGGAUGGAAAGAUGUUAAGAGGCGUUUGCCCUCCCAGGCUAUUCCAUUUUGGACUCUCCCCAAGCCAACUGAGGGCGAAAAGACUCAUGAAAGCGCGAAGUCUCGUGUGGAUCAGGGGAAAUUUUCACGGUUCUAUUCUUCCGGAAACGAGGUCAAAGGUCCGUCACCAACCGAGUCCAAGCUCGACGCUCAGUUCGACACAUUGCGAGAUGCAAAGAACGAUGAGAAGGACAAGAUGGAACUCGAAUCGACAAUGGAAUAUUUGAGCAGCAAAUUGAACAUUAGUCUAGAGAACGCUGAGCUUUUUGUCGCCUUAGAACUGCUCCAAGCCCCCAGCGUAGGCGAAAUCACCCGUCGCGGCUAUGUUGAUGGAUGGAAAACAGCAGGUGCCGGCACAACACAUAAGGAACACGCCUCUCACAUCCAACGCCUUUCAUCUGCACUCGCGACAAACCCCGUACUGUUUAAGAGGGUAUACAAGUAUACAUUUGUGGCUGGCCGCGAAGGUGACCAAAAAGCCCUUAGUCUAGAGAAUGCCCUGAUUUACUGGGGUAUGCUAUUUUCACCUCCUGGUAUGCUGUGGAAGAGCGAGAAUCACGACUGGUUGGAUCUGUGGAAGACCUUUCUCGACGAGAAGUGGACUCGAUCAGUUAACAAGGACAUGUGGAAUAUGGCACUGGAAUUCGCAUUGAAGUCGGUGGCUGAUGAGAGCCUGUCCUUCUGGAACGAGGAUGGUGCCUGGCCUAGUGUAAUCGAUGACUUUGUCGAAUGGUGCCGUGGCAAGGGUAUUGGGAAGCAAGAAACAAUGGAAGUUGAUGCGGAGCAGUGA
Metarhizium brunneum ARSEF 3297 is the source of this 831-nucleotide messenger RNA. NCBI's taxonomy places the organism in Eukaryota, Fungi, Ascomycota, Sordariomycetes, Hypocreales, Clavicipitaceae. The record is from RefSeq and is a predicted model, not a curated record.